Molecule: messenger RNA, 2575 nt
Organism: Cherax quadricarinatus
Lineage: Eukaryota; Metazoa; Arthropoda; Malacostraca; Decapoda; Parastacidae
Source: RefSeq, a predicted model, not a curated record
UUGUGCUCGUCACACUCUGACCUCUGGCUAUCUAUGACAGAUUGUGUUUAGCGUUUACUACUUAGUGUGUUCAUUAUUGAAUUAGUUUGUGAUGACAGUCCGUGUAUAGUGUACAAAGCGAUAUACCAGACGAAUAUAAUUAAUCACACAUUGUUAUGUAGACUCUCCUGUUUGCUUGUCACCUCGUUGCCGAAGGCGAGACAGAGCACAACCCGGCACUGCAGACUUGCAACACCAGCAAUGGAGUUGAUGUGAAUGGGGUCUAUGGAAUGUGAGGUGAACCAUAGAACAGAUUAAGGAUGAAAAGCAGUCAUUAGAGAAGCUAGACCACACUUCUUGGGGCAGCGCCACAAUCGUCUGUGCUACGGCCACUGUCGGUACUACUGUUACUCAGUACUACUGUCACCACCGCCAUCAUCAUCUCCAGCAGUACCAUGCAAGAGUAUCAGCAUUCCCGAAGCAUGAUGAGGAGCAUCAUUCUCCUGGUGGUUCUUCAGGGUGCUCUGGCUUUGCCCCAGGUCAAAGGAAAACAAGUAAACACCUAUCCCUUCCCCACCUGUCCUCUGAAAGAGGUGGACGCAAGUCAUCCAGUGACAUACGCCACCUUGGAGGACAGUCUCACCUUCGCUAUCCGACCCAAUGAGCCUGUAAUGUAUAUGAGAAUCAUCGUGGACAACACACACUAUAAGGCCUCUGUGUCGGGCACCAUGAUCGAGUUACUGGAGUGUUCUUCUCAAGAUGAAGACUGUCAGGUCCUGAAUCAGGGGGGCAGCAAGAAUACCGACUUCCUCUUCACCAACACCUGGAACAUUGUUACCGUCUCUUUCACUGACAACAGGAUAACAGUAGAUAUCAACAUGAGGAAGAAGGUGAUGGGCUUGAGCCUGGCGGAAAGUUCCAAGGGGUCCGGGUCCAGAACUAUCGAAGUAUCCAUCGUAGCAACAGAUCCCACGGCCACAAUACGUCCAUCACCAACUUACAGAGUGAGAGUCAACAUUAAAUGCAAUGAUACCUACACACCCGAGAUGCGUACUGCUGCGCCUUUGCCAACCCCCUUACCUCUCACCACUAAAGAAUCUAUUACCAUCCUACAAAUACCAAUUGAUAAAUCACCCUUCAAUAACUGUUCUUGGUAUCAAGUGGAGAUGGAGCAUCCCACGCCUUCCAUCACCUUCGAGAACUCGCUGACACUCGCCAUCUACCCUACCCUGCCACUGUUGUACAUGCACAUCCGUAUUGAUAAUGUCCUCUUCAAGGCUAUUGUGGAACGCAGUUUGUUGAGGUUGUUGAAGUGCGACUCCACAGAGGUCGAGUGUAGCACCAUUAAUGAAAGGGAUUCUCAAGAGGCUGAUCUUCUCCUUCCUAAGACGUGGAACACGAUUACAAUCUCCAUUAUUAAGAACAUGAUUGAAGUGGACGUCAAUAUGAGAACUUUUGUGAAGGGAAAUACUCCACCUGCAAAUUUUGAGGGCGUCCAUAGUAGUGAGGUGACCAUUGUAGCCAAUGAUCAAAGUGCGAAGGAAACCCAAGAGAGCUACUACAUCGUUGGUGUCAACGUUGAGUGCAAUGACACUUUCAGUCCUACAAUACGCCCAGUGAUGCCACAGGUCCGCCUCACAGACACGCCCUUCACAGACGUCCCACUGGUCACACAAGAGCAGUUUAUUGCUACCUCCACGCCGUCGUCAGGCAAGUCAUCAGCUCCUGUGGGUAUCAUCAUCGGCGUGCUCGUUGCUCUCGUCCUUAUCAUUGCUGCGGCCGUUGCUAUUUCCGUAUACAAGAAGAGGCGCUCGGCAGAUAUUAACCAGCACACACCCUUGCGUGAGCAGCAACAGGUCCAGGCAAGGCCAUGAAAGGUCAUCCUACACUGAGGUAUUCUGGCUACCACAGAAAUCUCGCAAGAAGACGAAUAUUAAGGAAAAAACUAUUGCAUAGUUGAUAUAAAAGCCGUGUAAAAACAAUUUUAUGCCUUGUGGGUGUUUAUUCUUAAUUUUAAUAAGAUUGUUAUAUAUGAAAUCAGUUAUUGAACUAUCCUUUAUCAUUAUAAUCAGUACUAAGCCCAUAAGAGUCGGUUCCCCUUAAACAUGUGCAUUCUAUGUGUUAAUUAUAGUGUGUAGGAGGCAAUCAGAUGUACUGCGGGAAAGAGGACAGAUACAAUUCCUUGGAUCAGACCCCUCAUUAUUAAUACAUUCACUGGGGAAUCUCUAAAUCCUUUGGGUUCAGGCAGUGCCUGGAGGAGAAUGAAAUAAGGGUCAGGUUCAGAUCCUUGAAGGCUUAAAUGAAGAGCGUCUCUUCAGCCUCAAGGAUUUUAUUUUGAUCAGCUGUUAUAUGAUCCACAGGGGUCAUAAAGAGGUUGGGGAAUAACUCGUUUAGGUUUGAUCAUGGAAGGGGAAGGUAUCGCCAGUUUCACUGGCAUCGAGGAACCUUCCUCGAGAAGUGUAGUGUGUGUUAGGAUAUUAAGCUCAAGGUAAUCAUUAGCUCAUUUCACAUGACUGAUUUAUCUUUUCCUUCACUUCUUAAAUGACGUAAUAUCAAACAUUAUUUUUUACACUAAAAUAAACUUUUUUUUUUAUUU